This is a messenger RNA of Stegodyphus dumicola, 650 nucleotides long. RefSeq names its product succinate dehydrogenase assembly factor 2-A, mitochondrial-like. NCBI's taxonomy places the organism in Eukaryota, Metazoa, Arthropoda, Arachnida, Araneae, Eresidae. The record is from RefSeq and is a predicted model, not a curated record. Gene Ontology annotation, biological process: mitochondrial electron transport, succinate to ubiquinone; mitochondrial respiratory chain complex II assembly; protein-FAD linkage. Gene Ontology annotation, cellular component: mitochondrion.
AACAUUGAAGCUGUGUGAAUCAGUUUUUCAAAAUGUUGCGUUUGUUCGUAAAUAACAUUUCAAGAAUAUUUCGUAUUACAAGUACUUCAGCUUCUCGUACACCAUGCACAUCAUAUACGUCUCGAAUGUAUUCUACAAUAUCUAUGUCUGAAAACGGCCCUAACCCUUACAUAGUGCGAGUAAAUGAAAGCAUAACUGAUAUGAGAGCAAGGCUGUUGUAUCAGAGUCGUAAACGCGGAAUGUUGGAAAAUGGCUUAAUUCUUAGUACAUUUGCGGCAAAAUAUUUAAGUAAAUUCAGUGAUCAGCAGCUGAAAAUGUAUGAUCAACUUAUAAACUUGCCUUCCAAUGAUUGGGAUCUGUAUUACUGGGCUACAGGCAUUAAAGAAACUCCGAAAGAAUUUAAAAAUGAAGUGAUGGAAUUACUCCAAAGACAUGUCAAAAAUGAAUUAAGGGAAACUCGUUAUCAGCAACCGGACCUUUAUUGAACAUCGAAGUAGAUAAAUUAUACAUGAUUAGUAGAAACUUAUAUUGUUAACAUACAGCUUUUCAAAAAAAUGCAAUAACCUUGAAAGAAAUUUCAAUGAAAUGUUCGGACAUCUACCUUAUGUAUAAGAAAGUUAUAUUAAAAGUUUGUUGGUUUGAUUACUUUA